AUGGGGACCCGAUUAAACUUCAGUACAACGUUCCACCCUCAGACUGAUGGGCAGACAGAGAGAUUGAAUCAGAUACUGGAAGACAUGUUGCGUGCCUGUGCCAUAGAGUUUUUCGAAAGUUGGGAUGCUCACUUGCACUUAAUGGAGUUUGUGUACAAUAUGAGCUACCAGUCCACUAUUGGGAUGUCACCAUUUGAGGCCCUAUAUGGGAAGAGUUACAGGUCCCCUGUGUGUUGGGAUAAGGUGGCACCCAUAAAGGGUAUUCUGAGGUUUGGCAGGAAUGGAAAGUUGAGUCCGAGAUUCAUUGGACCUUUCGAGGUCCUGGAACGAGUUGGCCUUGUAGCUUACCGUUUGGCCUUGCCCCCAACAUUGUCUUCAGUUCAUAAUGUCUUCCAUGUUUCGAUACUAAGGAAGUAUGUGGCAGACCCAUCCCAUGUAGUUGACUACGAGCCCUUGCAGUUGAAUGAUAACUUGAGCUACGAAGAGAAGCCCAUAGAGAUUCUUGCUAGAGAAGUAAAGACAUUGUGCUGUCGGGAAAUUGCUUUUGUGAAAGUUCUGUGGCCGAACCACCAGUUCAGGGAAGCCACCUCGGAGCGAGAAGAUGAGAUGAAGACCCAGUACCCGGAGCUAUUUCAAGGAUGA
Molecule: messenger RNA, 642 nt
Organism: Benincasa hispida (wax gourd)
Lineage: Eukaryota; Viridiplantae; Streptophyta; Magnoliopsida; Cucurbitales; Cucurbitaceae
Source: RefSeq, a predicted model, not a curated record